This is a messenger RNA of Labrus bergylta (ballan wrasse), 2623 nucleotides long. The record is from RefSeq and is a predicted model, not a curated record. Lineage: Eukaryota; Metazoa; Chordata; Actinopteri; Labriformes; Labridae.
GCCACACACAACUCCAGCGGCUCAAGUGAAGCAGGUUGGAUUCAACACAGUCAGAAAAGCUGAUUUUGUUUGUUUGUUUGUUUGUUUGUUUAUCUUUCUUUUUCGGCUUGAAGUAGUUUGUAAAGUGAAGGCGCGCGGAGCCGGUGGUUCUCCCUGGGAUGUCAGCCGCUGUUUGCAGGCGGGAUGGGAAGAGGAGAGGGGGCUUUCUACGUACACGUUACCUCGCUCGUGUCUGUUAAGUGCUACCUGAAGAGUAUUAAGAAGCAGUCGAGGAGCGGAGAGAGUGUUUGGUGACAACUUUAGAGAAGCACCUGUCUGCCGGUGGAUGUUGCGCAAUGGAGAUAAAGACGAGACUUCGAGCCGUGCUGAUGUUAAUAUGGAUCUCUCAAGGUGACACACACAAGGUGGAGAUCCCCAGAGGAGAGAUGGAGGUGGUGAAGGGCCAGAUGGUGGUGUUACAUGCCUGGUAUAGCCCCAACUCAGACAUUUCCAAAAACACUGUGGUUUGGCACUUCACAGGAAAUGAAUCGAAGCCGGUGAUAAACUUUAGCUCAGGUGAGGUUGGGUACAGCCAGAACGAUUUCACCAAAAGAGUGGGCUUCAGCGUGGCCAUGCCCUCAGCCAACAUCUCCAUCUACAUCAACAACACCCAGGAGACGGACACUGGACGCUACUUCUGCAGCGUCAUCAUCCCUAAAGGUCUUAGCAUUUCAGGAGAGAUGAGCCUUAAUGUCAAAGUCCCUCCAUCUCCACCGGUGUGCACCAUGACAGGGAACCCAGUGGUGGAGGGCAACGUGACUCUGAGCUGCCAGUCCAGUUAUGGAAAACCAGUUCCACAUUACAAAUGGACCAAGGCUGCACCAUUGUCUGAGGUCUUUUUCUCUCCGAUGCAAAACGAGAGACACGGCACCCUCAGGCUCAGCAACCUCACUAAAGGCAUGUCAGGGAAGUAUGUCUGCAGAGCCAGCAACACAGCGGGCUCGGAUAGCUGCUCCAUUAACCUGGAGGUCAUCACCUCCUCUAAUGCAGGUGUAGUUGCAGCAGCUACACUGGGGUCGAUAGUGGGAUUGGUGGCCAUGGUGCUCUUCCUCAUAUUCAUACUGAGGAGGAAGCGGGACACUGAGGAGGAGAUAGCCAAUGAGAUAAAGGAGGAUGCUCAAGCACCAAAGCGGGUGUCAUGGGCAAAGAGCAACACAGGCUCGGAUAUUGUAUCCAAGAACGGCACACUGUCCUCUAUAGCAACCAGUCCUCGACCCCGAGACCCCAGCGCACCGAACUUCAACUAUCCAUACUCCCCAAUGUCGGCUUCUGAUGCAAGCUCUGUGAUCAACACAUACCAGCUGCGACCUGGGGAAGGCAACACGCUGCAGGGACUUCCUGGUUACAACCACGGGGGCACCCCUAUGCAGAAACAAAAGAGAACACCCACGACAAACGGGGCCCCUCCUCAGCUGCUGAGGAGCCCCGCAGUCGCCGUCCCCAUUAGGACUGAAGGGGCUCAGCCUCAAGUGCCACCUCCACUCACCGUGCCCCCGCAGGUCCGCUCCUCCACCCUGACGCGCAUGGGGGCCGUUGCUGUCAUGGUGCCUGCUCAGAGCCAAGCAGGCUCUCUGGUGUAGCCAGCAGGAGCGUCAGGGUGGGAAAAUACAAAAGGACAGUGUGGGUGUGGCACGCCUUGCUGGAAAUGGAAAAAGCAUUUUUCUCCAUGAAGACCUGAGAGGCUGUGAGAGAUCAAAUAAUCUCUGCAGGAGGGUUGCGCAUCAUUUGCACAAGCUCUCCCUUCCUUAUUUGAGUUUUUUUUUUGUAUGCUGAGCUCUGGCUCACUAAAGAGAAAUAUAUUUUUAUUUACACACCUGUACAGGGGUCUUAAAAAAUUUACCCCAAUGGUAAUUUAGUGCAGUAUGCAUUACAGAAAUUGCCAAUUAUUUUUGAGGGAGUUGUGAUGAUUUAAUGCAAUGUGUCUGUCCAAUUGAAGAAUUCAGUUUGGUUGGAAUUUUAAAGUUUGUGCAGAGUAUGUUUUGGCUACAUUUGUAUGAUGUAUUAACAAAUAAAUACAAACUAAAUUUUAUACUUUACAUUUCACUGUUCCCUGGCUGUGUUAAAGGAUCACUCUCGGUCACUUCUCUCAGGCUAACUGCACUUGUUCAAACAGACACAGCAAAGUCACAAUUCAGGUAUUUGUCUUUGAAAUGUCUCACUUUUUAUUUAACAAACAUUUAUAACUGUUCACUUCAGGUUUUUUUUUUAUUUUGUUUAACCUACUGUGUUAGUGUCAGUAUGGUUUCAGGAGAUAGAUGUCAACAGCGAGAACAUACUUUGAAUAUUUUGCCUGUUCUGGUAGAUGGAAUGUAACCAAAAUAGUGAGUACAGCACUGCUAAAGAAGUCGAUGGAUUCUGACUAUUUUGUUCAAAAGUGCUCCGUAUAACUAAAUAUAAAUACUGUAAACUUACAAAGCAAUUAGUUGGAGGAGGAUGUAACUGAUGGCCUUGUUUGUUUGUUUGUUUUUUGUAAGUCAACUCUGCAGAUGGGUUUGGAAGAGAUAUGUUGAUGUAAUGCUAAAUGGAGCACUUUUAUGCAGUUUUGAUUGUCGACAAUUUUUUCAAUAAAGUGUUCUGAAGUGUU